Molecule: messenger RNA, 1814 nt
Organism: Castor canadensis (American beaver)
Lineage: Eukaryota; Metazoa; Chordata; Mammalia; Rodentia; Castoridae
Source: RefSeq, a predicted model, not a curated record
UACUUCUCCAUGUCACUGCUGGUGAAGCGGGGCUGUGAUGAGGGCUUCCAGCCUCUGGGAGAGGUGAUCAAGAUGUGGGGCCGGGUGCCCUUUGCCCCUGGACCCUCUCCACCCCCACUGCUGGGGAACAUGGACCAGGAGCGACUGAAGAAGCAGCAGGAGCUCGCUGCGGUGGCCUUGUACCAGCAGCUGCAGCACCAGCACUUUCUUCAGCUGGUCAGCAGCCGCCAGCUCCCGCAGUGUGCACUCCGGGAAAAGGCAGCUAUGGGGGACCUGACGCCGCCGCAGCAGCAGCAGCAGCAGCUCACGACGUUCCUGCAGCAGCUCCAGGCUCUCAAACCCUCCAGAGGUGGAGACCAGAACCUGCUCCCGACAAUGAGCCGGUCCUUGUCGGUGCCGGAUUCAGGCCCCCUCUGGGACUUACAUACCUCAGCCUCAUCACAGUCAGGUGGUGAGGCCAGUCUUUGGGACAUACCAAUUAACUCUUCGACUCAGGGUCCAAUUCUAGAACAGCUCCAGCUGCAACAUAAAUUCCAGGAGCGCAGAGAAGUGGAGCUCAGGGUGAAGCGGGAGGAGGAGGAGCGCAAGCGCAGAGAGGAGAAGCGCCGCCAGCAGCAGCAGCAGGAGGAGCAGAAGCGGAGGCAGGAGGAGGAGGAGCUCUUUCGACGCAAGCAGGUGCGGCAGCAGGAGCUCCUGUUAAAGCUGCUUCAGCAGCAGCAGGCAGCAGCUGCAGUCCCUGUGCCUCCCGCACCCAGCUCCCCACCCCCACUCUGGGCUGGCCUAGCCAAGCAGGGCCUGUCCAUGAAGACGCUGCUGGAGCUACAGCUGGAGGGCGAGCGGCAGCUGCAUAAGCAGCCUGUGCCCCGGGAGCCGCUGCGGGCUCAAGCCCCCAACCACCGGACGCAGCUUGGGGGCCUUGGCACUGCCCCCCUGAACCAGUGGGUGUCUGAGGCUGGGCCGCUGUGGGGUGGACCCGACAAGAGUGGGGGUAGCGGCGGUGGCAGCCUGGGACUCUGGGAGGACACACUCAAGAGCAGCGGGAGCCUGGCCCGCAGUCUUGGACUGAAGAACAGCCGGAGCAGCCCAUCUCUCAGUGAUUCCUACAGCCACCUGUCAGGUCGGCCCGUUCGCAAAAAGACAGAGGAGGAAGAGAAGCUGCUGAAGCUGCUGCAGGGCAUCCCCAGGCCCCAGGACGGCUUCACCCAGUGGUGCGAGCAGAUGCUGCACACCCUGAGCACUACGGGCAGCCUGGAUGUGCCCAUGGCUGUAGCGAUCCUCAAGGAGGUGGAGUCCCCCUAUGAUGUCCAUGAUUAUAUCCGUUCCUGCCUGGGGGACACGCUGGAAGCCAAAGAAUUUGCCAAACAAUUCCUGGAGCGGAGGGCCAAGCAGAAAGCCAGCCAGCAGCGGCAGCAGCAGCAGCAGGAGGCAUGGCUGAGCAGCGCCUCCCUGCAGACAGCCUUUCAGGCCAACCACAGCACCAAACUCGGCCCUGGGGAGGGCAGCAAGGCCAAGAGGCGGGCGCUGAUGCUGCACUCAGACCCCAGCAUCUUGGGGUACUCCUUGCAUGGACCUUCCGGUGAGAUUGAGAGCGUGGAUGACUACUGACCAGCCGGUCCCACCAGCCCCCUGGGCUGUAGGCCAGGGGCUGCGGCAGCAGCUUGGACCCUUGGGUCCCUAGCCUGCAGGCUCCUGGCAAGGAGCAGAGGAGAAAGCAGGGGCAGGGUCCCCAGCACUUGUUACAAACCACACGAUGCACCUUAACUCACCCACCACGAGGCACUUUACAGAUUGGGGGGAAGGGUUUGGUUUUUUUU